This is a messenger RNA of Scheffersomyces stipitis CBS 6054, 846 nucleotides long. RefSeq lists its product as uncharacterized. The record is from RefSeq and is a predicted model, not a curated record. Bases 1 to 846 code for a protein of 281 amino acids. NCBI's taxonomy places the organism in Eukaryota, Fungi, Ascomycota, Pichiomycetes, Serinales, Debaryomycetaceae. The transcript has a single exon. Gene Ontology annotation, molecular function: heat shock protein binding. Gene Ontology annotation, cellular component: cytoplasm; nucleus.
AUGGGUGUACCUUUCCCAGAUAUUGACCCGUACGAGGUUUUAUUGGUGGAAAAAAGUGCCACCCCUAUCGAAAUAAAACGGGCCUAUAAACGUCUCUGUUUGAAAUAUCAUCCAGAUAAACUUCAGCAGAAUCAGAGUGAGCCAGAAGUUGACCAAGAUUUCUUUGCAAAAGUCCAGUUUUCGUACAGCAUUCUCAGUGAUGGAGUACGCAGACAGCGAUAUGACCAAACGGGCAAUUUAGCCGAAUUCGACAUGGAUGAAGAAGACGGGUUCAACUGGAAGGAAUACUUUGACUCUCUAAACGAUAAGAUCACCAUAGAUAUGAUUCAAGAAGACAAAGUAAAGUACCAGAAUUCGGAGGAGGAAAAGCAGGAUAUCAUUUCCAACUUUAUUUACUAUGAAGGAGAUUUCUUAAAAUUGUUUGAGCUCAUCCCGCAUUUGGAAUUUACCGAGGAAGAGGAAGCCAGAGCUUUCAAGAUCAUUGAGCUGGAGCUUCCGGACAUCGAAGAAUCUCUUGAUCUUCAAACUCUCAAGUCGUGGGAGAAAUACAAGAAGCUGAGAAAGACCAAAGUGCGCCAGAUGUUGAAGAAGUUGGCCAAAGAAGCAAAAGAAGCCGAGGAGUUGGAAAAGAUGAUAAAAGACAAGGGUAAACGUAAGCUUCGGAACGAAUCUGACUUGGGCGCAUUAAUCAGAAGUCGUCAGGCUAAUCGUUUGGACGACUUGAUUAAUACCUUGGAGACGAAGUAUGUGGAUAAGAAGGGCAGCAAGAGAGGAAGGGCUGAAGUGGAUGACGACGAGUUUGAGAGAAUCCAGCGAGACAUGCUCAAGAACAAGAAGAAGGUGUGA